CAAACGGUACUUUUAAUCUGACAAACAGCAAAUACAUAUUCUAAUCUAUUGAAUAUGAAUGUAUCUUACCAAUUUGAUUUAGGCCUGGAGUUUGUUUUGGCCAUUCUAAUGAAUGAAAAGAGUCAAACCUUCAGUCGUUGCUCUUCCUGUUUGUUUAGGGUCAUUGCCCUGAUGGAAAAUGAAUCCUAACCGGUGAGUAAAGUCUUUUGCAGCCUUUAACAGGUUUCCAUUCAGUAAUGGCCUGUAUUCAGUGAGAGCCUCCAUCAACUCUGAUCAAGAAGAACGUAAAGCUGCUGCUACUUUGUUUUACUAUACGAAUGGCGUAAUUAGAGCACUGUUAGUUUUCAGGAAACAUAUUGUGUUAUUGCUUUAUAUCAACAAUGGCUUCCUUAUCAACCAGGCUCCUUAAAAAAACAGAUUUGGGGAGCACAUGAUCACUAUUUGUGGUGCUCAAAGGAUUUCUGCAGCUACUCCAAUGCUACCAUGGAUAGUGUAUUUAGUGGCUUCUCUGAAUAAGGCUGUCCUUGCCCUCUUUUUCUUAGGAGGAAGGUCACUUCUUGGUUAGCAGUUGUGCCAGAAUUGUUUCCUUUUCUGAUGAUGGAUUGAACAGUGCUCUGUGAGACGUUCAAAACUUGUGAUCCAUCCAUUGUUCCAUAAUCUUCCGCUUAUCUGAUAUUGGGUCUCAGGGGCAACAGGUCGAAGAGGGAAACCGAGACAUCCCUCUCCUCGGCAACAUCCUCUAUCUCAUUCUCAUUCCCACCGCGUUCCCAGGCCAGAUGGGAUAUAAUCCCUCCAGUGAGUUCUGAGUCUUCGGCAGCGUCUACUCCCAGUGGGACGUUCCUGGCAAACCCCCAAAAGGAGCCGCUGAGGAGCUCAGUGUUAUGAAGCCCAGAGUACCUCAUCUGACUCCUUUCAGUGGAGAGAAGCAGUGGCUCUGCUCUGAGCUUCUCCCAGAUGACAGAGCUCCUCAUCCUAUCUGUAAGGCUGGGUACAGCUACCCUAAAGGGGAAGUUUUUUUUAACUGCUUUUAUGCAGUAUCUCGUUCUUUUGGUCAUGAUUCAUGUUUUGUGAUUGUAGUUGAGGCUUGUGAUAUUGUUUUUAUCACCUAACCCAGAUUUAGAGGUCCCCACAAUUUUAUAGUUGACAUUACUUUUGUACCCAUUGGUCUUCAUGUUGCAGUUUGUUCAGUAAUGUUUAAAAUAAACUGAGAGCUGAAAAACUUGUAAAAUUAAACUAUGCAAAGGCAGAGAGCAUUCGCUAAUUUGGUGAAUUUUGACAGCAGUUGCUUGCCAUAGAUUUUAUUCAGGUAAAUCAGAGUAAAGGUGGCUAAAUCGAAUAAAACAUGCCAAUUUUUUUCAGAUUUUGUCAGAAAUUUUGAAACCCAUCUGUUUUUGAAAAAGACAAAUGAUACCCAGUAUCUCUCAGAUUAAAUAAGGUUUGGCAUUGCAAUGUUGCAAAAUGUGGAAAAAUUCAAAUUAUGCUAUAGAAGCAUUGGUGAAAACUAUUCUUACUUAUUUGUAAACUAGCAAUUAAUGUACGCUUCUGUACCAUGAAGGAUAAUUCAUAUAAAGUUCCUUACACUUGUAGUAUCCCUGACCCAGUAUACAGGUAUACUUGAUCGGAUGCCAAAGUGUUAAUCAUUGCAGGCUUUUCCAAGAAUUAGAUGCUCCUUUUCCUGGCUAGAAUGUCAGGGAUUAAGUUUAAUAGGCUUCUGUUGUGUGCUGCCGUGGGCAUCGCUUUAGCACAAAUGUAAACCUCAAGCGUCCGUACGAACUAUGGACAUCAUUCUUUACCUACUGAUUGUAAUUCUGAUGAAAGUGGAACUGUGUGAAAGUUAUGCUCGAUGUUUAAGUGGGUGCAGCUGUAUUGAUGACCGUCAUGGAAGGUCACUCAUAUGUAUGGAAGAAAGCGCUUUUGGGGCUAUACCUGAGAACCUUCCAGCUGAUUUGACCAAAAUACGUAUAGAAAAAUCCCACUUCACUGAAAUCUCCAGAGGGGCUUUUUCCAAAACCCCUGCAGUGGAGAACCUGUGGCUGAACUUUAAUGAUAUCACAGUUAUAAACUCAAAAGGUCUGGAGGGUUUGAGGAACCUAACCGAGCUCCGUUUGCAAGGGAACAAGCUGCGAUCAGUACCAUGGACAGCGUUCGAAGACACACCAACACUCAAGAUCCUGGACCUGAAGCACAACCAGCUGGACGUCCUCCCAGAGCACGCUCUCAAAUUUUUGCAGGGGCUCACAUAUUUAGAUUUAUCCUUCAACCAGCUCACUGUCAUAUCGAAGGAAGUCUUUCAGAACUGGCCUCUCUACCAGAAAAUACACAGCACAGAGGAGCGGGAGGCCACUGCGCCCAGGCCAAACGUCGUCCUGGCACUGCACGACAACGCCUGGCUCUGCGACUGCCGCCUAAAGGGCUUCGUGGAGUUCAUCAUGUCCCUGAGUCCUCCGAUCAUACUGAUGAAUUCUUAUUUGACCUGCUCAGGGCCGAACUCUAGAACAGGCAAGUACUUCCAUGAGAUCGAGCUCCAGGAGUGCACCAAACCUGUUGUCAGUACCCCGAAGGCGAACAUUAGCCUGCCUCAGGGAUCCAACGUCACCCUGCACUGCUACGCCAAGGCGAGGCCAGACCCUGCUGUGUGGUGGACAUAUGGUCUGAAGAUAAUCAGAGGAUUUCAUGAGUCCCAAGAGAGAGUGUCUGAUGACACCAUUAGAUCCCACCUGGUAAUUCCCUCCCUCAGCGCAGCAGACCGUGGGGUCUACACCUGCACUGCUGUAAACUUCAUGGGGAACUCCUCAGUGAGCGUCCUCCUGGACGUCCGCUCUGCUGACAGCACCAUGUCAUCGCACCUCCCAGGCGUCCCUGCUGCAUCAGGUGGUGCUGAUCAAAAUGUCUUCAUCGACAUUCGCAUUGCCAAACAGACAGUGCGUGGAAUCUCUAUUGAGUGGUUUGCUGCCCUAGAACGCCCCUUGGAAACAUGGUUCACCAUCCACUUUGGUCGGGCAGAUGACGUCAAGAAAGAAAUUACCUACAUUGGGCCCGGGAUUCACUCCUACUCCAUGUCAGAUCUGAUGCCCGCCACCAAAUAUGAAAUCUGUGUGACUCUAAAGAACCAGACACCACGCCCGGGCCAGUGCAUUGUGUUUGUAACAGGAAGUGACAUCACCGAGAUGGAGCAGAGGGAGAAGCUAAUUCAUAUAGUAGUAAUAGUUCUAGCUAUGGUGCUAGCCGUACCUAUUGGCAUGUACGCCUGCACCACCGACACUCGAUUUCCCUGCUUUGAGGUUAUUAUGGAGUCCUGGAAGAGACGGCAGAGAGAAAGCAGCUCGUCUGGGAUGGAACAGGAAAGGCAGGGAACUUUUGACAGCCUGCAGGCCGCCAGUGAUGAGGAGCUGGUCAAUAAAGAUUUCAAUGAAGACAGAAAGGGCAAGGAGGUUGUUGGAAAGAUGUGAAAGAUGACCGUUGUAUCAGCAGUAUAUUUCAAGGAUUUGCAACAGUACACACAGCGUACAUCUGUUGAAACUUGUGCAUGUUUUUCUUAUCAGUGUUUAUAUGAUGAUUCAUUUUUGAUUAUUCAUUUGCUACGUGAUAUGGAGCCUUGACAUGAUCAACAUGGAUGAGAAUAAACGUCUACUGUAGGCUUGGGUUAGCUGGUGUCACCAUUCAGACAUACUUGAAAGAAAAUGGUCAGCUUCAUAAAAUGCUGUUUUAAAUAAAUGUCUUAACUGAUGUCUAGAUGUUUCUUUAUACAUCUUACUCUUUCUCUGGAUGUUUUUUUUAAUAGAGCAGCUGUAUGAAACAUUUUGCUCUGGUUUUGUUGAAGAAUUUGGAGUUAGUUUUCCUAAAGCCAAAAUCUUUGUGCAACGUAUUAUUACCACUGGUAGUGUCACAGACCCGCAGCAUAAUGCUGCUAUCACCGUGCUUGAAAGGUGGAACCAUGUUCUUGGGUUAGAAAGCUUAACCUUAAGUCCUCCAAACCUUCUUUUGGGAAAUGAAACUUAUAUUUUAAAUGAAUGUCUGGAUUCAAGUGUGCACAUGUUUUCUGCUCAUGCAGCAUAUUUUUGCUUAAGAGGUAGCUUUCUUAGAGCAUUCGUAAUUCGUGUUGGCUACUUGCUUCAGUCAAAGAACUUUGCUUGUGUGAAAAUAAUUUAUCAAUUAACUAAGUAUCGAAUGAUUUUUUUAAUGAAAUAUUGCAUGAUUUACCUCAUGAUAUGUAAAAAUGUAUGCAAAUGACAUUCCCUUAAGUAAAAAUAAAUGUGAAGGACUUCUUUUCGAGUUUGCUUAUUCGACUAAUGGAUCUUUGGUUAAUAUGAAAAAAAAAAAAAAAACAUUUUGAACGUUAGGGUUAAUUGUAUUUUGACAUAAUACAAUUAACCCAAUGUGACAGAAUCAGCCAUGGUCAAUCAGUCAUUUACCAGCUCAUUCAAAAGAAAUGCAACUAUUUGCACAUCAUUAGAAUGCUAUAAAGACACAUUAUUGAUGGUGAAAAAGUCCUUUAUCUUACCUGCUAGCUUACUCCCUCACACACACAGGGUCAGGGUCUCAGAUUUCUGAAUUAAGCUGGCUAGAGAUGUGGCCGAGGAGGCAGAUAAAUGCAGCAUCUGUCUGUGGCUCAGGAGGAAGUAUGAGUUGGGGGGGCCAAAUAACACCUAGGCCAUCAGCAGGGGGAGACAGGGAGAAAUGCCUGCCAUCACCCUGCCCCCAUGAGAUAUACUGGGGUUGAAGACAUUUUAAAUAUGUAUGACUAGUGGCCAGCAGGUAGACUAUCAACUCGUAUCUUCAGAAAUCUGUUACAUUUGACGUUUGUCUAUAAAUGAAUGAGACAGUUUUCUUUUCAAAUCCUCAUUUUCUCUGCAUGCAUGUACAUUAAUUUUCAAUAAAUUCGAAUAUGUUUGCGAUGAGGCUCAUUUGUCAGAUUGAACAUGCUUUCACUAAGCCCCCAUUUCUGUAUUGAAAUACUUUUUUACUGAUGUGACGUGAUAUUCUCAUCUUGAAUUGUGUGUUUUUACUAUCUGUAAAUGGAAAAUCAUCACUAUUAACAGAAAUGAAUUUAAUAUACCAGUGUGUAUGUAAUUAAUCUAUAUAAUAUGUUCAAUUUAGUGAGUCAGUGAAAUAAAUGAACUUUUCAACAAUAUUCCAAUUUAUUGAGUAUGACUGUACAGCUUCAGCUCACUGUCUUGUCUGUGAAGGCAGCAUGGCAGCUGCACGUCACAGUUGCACUGACGGGCUGGGACAGAUGGCACUUCGGAUAUGUAGCAGCCAAUCGCAUUGUUCAUUUGACAUAAGACCCAAACACUCGCAUCCUCUCUAACAUCCCUCCCGCCGUCACUUUAUGAUCAGAUCAGACAAACCAACCCCCCUGUCUCUUGCAUCUCCCUCUGUUGUUACCAGUGACGUAAAGAGAUCUGUUCAGCCGUGCUUGGAUUCGUUUAGGAUCAGGGUUUUAAACAGCUGACUGCGAUUGGCAGCUCUCAUUUUCUGGCAGGCAGAUGUUAUGUUAUUGUUCAUAUGUGGUUAUGUGAUUUUGGGGGUGGUGUAAGGUUGCAGCCUUUUAGUGUAAAAUCCUCUAUCCCUAUAUGACACAAGAAAACGUUGGUUUCAUCAUUUCUCAGUUUAGGUUAUUUUAACGAACCUCCUUUGGUAAUGAAGUGGCUCUGCAACGGGACUUUAAAUACUAUUGUUCAGAGAUUAGUUACAUACAGAUGCAGUUAGACACAACGAGCCAUGCAACAUUUUUUUACCUCCCUCACAGAUUUCUUCUAUUUUUAUUUGUUUUGCACUUUUAGAUAUUUACAAUCCAUAUGCCUAAAGCUAUGAGUGUUUUCUUUGUAAAGCAUCAGCACUGUUGGCAACUUUAAGCUCUACAAUCUCUUUUCAUAUAGCUCAGUAAUCCUGGCUACCUUUGACAUGGUUUAAUCUGCGACUCAUAUAG
Messenger RNA from Fundulus heteroclitus (mummichog), 5929 nucleotides. It is a transcript of the gene lrit2, whose product is annotated as leucine-rich repeat, immunoglobulin-like and transmembrane domains 2. The transcript is spliced from 4 exons. The record is from RefSeq and is a predicted model, not a curated record. Bases 1776 to 3449 code for a protein of 557 amino acids. Gene Ontology annotation, molecular function: protein binding. Lineage: Eukaryota; Metazoa; Chordata; Actinopteri; Cyprinodontiformes; Fundulidae.